This is a messenger RNA of Helianthus annuus (common sunflower), 678 nucleotides long. Its product is annotated as autophagy-related protein 8C-like. NCBI's taxonomy places the organism in Eukaryota, Viridiplantae, Streptophyta, Magnoliopsida, Asterales, Asteraceae. The transcript is spliced from 5 exons. Bases 124 to 483 code for a protein of 119 amino acids. Gene Ontology annotation, biological process: cellular response to nitrogen starvation. The record is from RefSeq and is a predicted model, not a curated record.
CAAGAAUCGUAGAAAACCAGAAAUCAAAAAUAAAGGGACCAACACAAUUCACAAUUCACAAUUCACAAUUGAUCCCACAAAUAUUUCUUUCCUAUUCUCAAAACCCUAAUCUCAUCGUUCACAAUGGCCAAAAGCUCCUUCAAACUGGAACACCCACUAGAGAGGCGCCAAGCCGAGGCUGCACGGAUCAGGGAGAAGUAUCCUGACAGAAUUCCGGUGAUUGUGGAGAAGGCUGAAAGAAGCGACAUACCUGACAUAGACAAGAAGAAAUAUCUGGUCCCUGCUGAUCUGACCGUUGGACAGUUUGUUUAUGUGGUGAGGAAGAGGAUUAAACUGAGUGCUGAAAAAGCCAUCUUUAUCUUUGUGAAGAACAUUCUGCCACCUACUGCUGCCAUGAUGUCUGCCAUCUAUGAAGAAAACAAAGACGAGGAUGGUUUCCUGUACAUGACUUACAGUGGGGAGAACACGUUUGGAGCAUGCUGAAGCGGGUGAUAUGGAAAGCUUAAUAAACGAUGUAAAUAUGCUUUCUUGAAAAUGUACAUUCUUUUGACUAUGGUGUUCUCGUAUUAAGCUCAAAACCGCAAUCUGCUUUUCUGUUUUCCUUUGACUUGGUAGUUUCCUGUUGGAAUGCAUAUGAACGAAUGGUAUUUAUUUCUUGUUGAUUCAUGUGUUUUGUCA